CAAACAGUAAUAAAAAUUAUUACUUAUACUUAAUUGAGUUUAGUGAGCAGAAUGAAGGGUCUAAUAUUAAUUAUUACUUUGUGUCUUUAUAUAAUUUACACUGAAUCGUAUAUCGUGAAUCCAGGGCCAUAUUAUUUACCUACUAAGGGAAAAAUAUGGCCAAUGCCCCAAUUUCAAUCUUCACUUGAUGAUUAUUUUGUUGUCGAUGUUGACAAUUUUCUUCUAAAGGCUACAGGAGCCAACUGCAAACUACUGAACGAAUCAUUUGUCAGAUAUUAUGAAAUAAUAAAAAAGAACAGGAUUUCAAAGCCCAAUGGUAUCAUCAGCAACAUAGUUACAAAGCCAUUGGUAGAUGAAUCUUAUUUAGGAGAACUCAAACAACUCAAUGUGAAUUUAACAGGCAAAUGUAAUGACAAUGACCAACCAUCAUUGGAUAUGGAUGAAAGUUAUUUCUUAGGAGUUCUUGAGGAUACUGAAUUGUCUGCUAAUUCUAUUUGGGGCAUCUUAAGAGGAUUGGAAAGCUUCUCUCAGCUUCUAUACUUAGGAGACGAUAAAUCAAGUGUUCUUAUGAAUGCAACAGUCAUUAUAGACUAUCCCAGAUUCAAACACAGAGGAUUAUUGCUAGAUACUUCCCGACAUUAUAUUCCGUUAGACAAAAUUUACGAUAUUCUGGAUGCCAUGGUUUACAAUAAGUUAAACGUAUUUCAUUGGCAUAUCGUUGAUGAUCAAAGCUUUCCCUAUGUCAGCAAGAAGUUUCCUGAAUUAAGUCAACAAGGCGCCUAUGAUCCGACUUUAUUCGUCUACACUGCUGAGAACAUAUCUGCAAUAAUUGAUUAUGCGAGAAAACGAGGUGUGAGGGUUAUGCCCGAAUUCGAUACUCCUGGACACACAAGAUCAUGGGGAGUGUCGCAUCCAGAACUUUUAACCAAAUGCGAUGGUGUACAAAAGGGAGCUUAUGGUCCAAUGGAUCCAAGUAAAAAUACAACGUAUUCCUUCUUGAAAGAUUUAUUCGCUGAAGUUAGAGAAGUUUUUACCGAUCAGUUUAUUCAUCUUGGCGGAGAUGAAGUUGAUUUUGAUUGUUGGCAAUUAGAUCCAAACAUUAACGAUUUCAUGAAACAACACAGUAUAGCAAAUUACUCGGCUCUUGAGAGUUAUUAUAUCCAAAAAGUAAUCGAUAUUGUUGAUGAAAUUCCAUUUAGUUCAGUUGUAUGGGAAGAAGUUUUUGAAAAUGGUGUUACUUUACCUAAUAAAACUAUUGUUCAUGUUUGGAAGGAUUUUGGAACUCCGUGGAACCAGACACUCUAUGAGGUAACAGCAGAUGGUAAAUUCGCUCUUCUCUCUGCUUGUUGGUACCUUGACCAUCUCAGCAAUGGAGGAGACUGGACUAAGUUCUACCAAUGCGAUCCAACAAAUUUUGGCGGAUCUGAAGAACAGCUGGCCCUUCUCCUUGGAGGUGAAGCAUGUAUGUGGGCAGAAGCAGUAAAUGAGUACAACGUAGUCCAACGAAUUUUCCCUAGGGCGUCAGCUACAGCGGAAAAGUUGUGGUCAAACAACGACAAUUAUGAUUUGGAAGAAGUUGCAAGAAGAUUAGAAGAGCAUACUUGUAGGAUGAACAGAAGAGGUAUUGCUGCUCAACCACCAAAUGCUGCGGGAUUCUGUCUUUGAAGAAACGUUUGUUAUUUUGAAAUUUGAGACAUUAGUUAGGUAUUAUUUUUACUG
Messenger RNA from Ceutorhynchus assimilis (cabbage seed weevil), 1719 nucleotides. NCBI's taxonomy places the organism in Eukaryota, Metazoa, Arthropoda, Insecta, Coleoptera, Curculionidae. The record is from the annotation of a GenBank genome assembly.